ACCGACUCGUCGUCGUCGCUCUCGGCUCGGUGCCGGUACCUCGCCUCGCGCCUCGGCGGCAGCGCCGUGCACGACGACGCCCACUUCGAGGGCACCACCCCGACCUCGAGCGCGCCCGCGAGCCCGCACCGCACGUCGCCCUCGCCCUCGCCCGGUCGCUCGCCUCGCGUCGGCACCAGCCUCGCGUCGCCGUCCAACCCGCCGCCGAGCUUUCCCCUGUCGCCGCGCUCGAGCCUGCUCGGGUUCGACGCCGCCCCGCAGCACAUCCUCGACGAGAUCCGCGAGGAGGAGGACGGCGGCGAGUCGACGCCCAAGGUCGAGCAGGACAUGACGUCGGCGUGGGCUCCACCUCGCCUCGCUGUCCCGGGCCAGGCGACCGACCCGCAGCAGCACUUUGCGCACAACGAGCUCGUCUCGCCGGGCACCGUCACCAAGCCGCUCCCCGGCGGGUACGACGGCGGCGCUCAGGCCCCGCCGUCGCCGACGCGCAGCUACGGCACGGCCUCGAGGACGGCGAGCACCGGGUCCCUGGGCUCGAGCCGUCGCCCGAGCUUCGCGAGCAGCAUGCUCCUCGACCUGCAGCAGGGAGACGACGACGACGACACGGACAUGGAGGAGGCGACCAUCGAGGAGCGCGAGAACGAGCUGCGCCACGCGCUCAAGGACGGCGCGACAUGGCUCGGCGUCGACCUGUGGCUCGUCGACGGCGAAGUUCUGGUCGCAUCGUCGCAGUCGUCGCUCGACCCGUCGAGGACUUUCUCGGCCACCGUCGUUCAACCCUUGCUCCGCAUCUUCUCGCCGCAAGACGACUCGACGAUCAAGAUGCACCGCCGCCGCAGCUCGGUCUACGCGCACGUCAAGCCGCACUCGCCCUUCCAGCUCGUCAUUCGCCUCCGCACACCGGCCACGACGACAUUCCCUUACGUCGUCAGCGACCUUGAGCCCCUGCACGACGCGUCGCUCCUCACCAUGUACUGCCCGAACGCGGGCUCGAGCACGGCCGGCCUCAUCACGGUCGUCUCGUCGUCGGCCAACGGCGCCGAGAUGGUCCCGUUCGAGCAGCUCUCGGCCGUCCAGGGCCAGCGCUUCGUCUACCGCGACGCGCCCCUCGCCGCGUUCGACAGCGACGAGGCGCUCGCCGACUCGAAUAUCGACCCGGCCCUGACGCCCGUCGCGGCGGGCGCGCUCGUCGAGGUGACCGGGUGGGACGGGCAGAAGAGCCUCUCGGACGAGCAGCGCGAGCGCAUCCGGGCGCAGGUCGAGCGCGCGCACGCGCACGGGCUCAAGGUCCGGUUCGAGGCGCUGCCCAACUUUCCGGUCCACGUGCGCGAGCAGUGCAGGCAGGCCCUGCUCACGCUCGGCGCCGACUACCUGUAGGCCUCGCCGCCACCGCCGCCGCCGUCGGCGUCGUCGUCGUCCCGUCUUCCCUCAACUCGCGCCAAGACCCGCUCGUAGCGGACAUACUUCCUUCUCUUUCUCCUUUCUCCCUUUCAUGCCACUUCCUGUUGUUGCUGUACCCCUCCUUGCGCACCUCCUUCCUCUUUUUCCUCCCUUUUGUGCCCUCUCGAGAACGUCGUCCGUUUUCCUUGUAGCGAAGUAGCAAUCUCGUCCCUUGAUCAGUCUCUUUCUCUCG
This is a messenger RNA of Rhodotorula graminis WP1, 1633 nucleotides long. RefSeq lists its product as uncharacterized. The transcript has 3 exons. Bases 328 to 1377 code for a protein of 349 amino acids. NCBI's taxonomy places the organism in Eukaryota, Fungi, Basidiomycota, Microbotryomycetes, Sporidiobolales, Sporidiobolaceae. The record is from RefSeq and is a predicted model, not a curated record.